AUGGAGACAGCUAUCCGGUGGUCACCCUCAUCAACCACCCAGGAACAGCGCUUCCUUUACGUCGACGUGAUAGGCAAAUCCUUCAAACUAUGCAGAAUCACCUCCGUCAAAGGCAACGACCUAGAAUACGACGUGCUAUCAACCCACGUCCGGGUUCCCGGUUUCCGAGCCUUUGAUUGGUCCGCUGCAGAUGAAUCACUCAUCGCUGUCGGGCAAUCUUCCGGUGAAGUCAACCUCUUGCGCAUGGAUGGUAAUUCGAAUGAGUCUUGGUCUUUCCCGCUUCGAAAUCAGCGGUAUUGUAAUGCUGUUGCUUUCAGUUCGCAUGGAUUGUUGGCCGGUGGGUUGGACAAGGUUCGUAAUGAUGUUUGUCUGAAUGUGUGGGAUGUCAAUCAUCGUAUUAUGACUGGUAGCUCGAGGGGUACGCUCGCGAGUGAUAGGCAGGGUGCUGAGCCGCUUAGAAAGUUGAGCUCGGAUCCUAUUACUAGUAUCAAGUUCUUCAGAGACCAGCCGGAUACUUUGGUGGCUGGUGUCAAGGGUCAAUUCCUUAAGCUUUUUGAUCUGAGAGAUAGCUCUUCACAAGCUUUUCUCACAUUCUCUACAAAAUGUGUUCACAACACAGCUGUAGACUGGUUGGAUGAAAAUUACUUUGCAUCCUGUUCUUCGUCCGCCGAUGCUACGGUCUGCAUCUGGGACCGGCGCAUGGGUCCGCGCCUCACUGCAGGUCCGAAUCCUGACGGCGGUCAGGUUGGACCGAGCCUAAGUCUGGGAAACUCUGUCCAGAACGCAUCUAUAUGGAGUCUGCGCUUCUCAAGGACCAAAAGAGGAUGCCUAGGAGUCUUGUCGAGUAAUGGCCAGUUCAAAAUGUUUGACAUUGCAAAGGAGUACUUAUCGGCUGGUGAUCGAAAUUCUGUUGAUGAGACUCUCGGACAAGGAUCGUCUUCGAGCUAUCCAGAGCAAAUUUACACCAAGAAUAUUCGCGACAUUCGACAUCCUUACCAUCAUCAUACCAGGGGUUACAACAAACUGGACAGAGUAGUAUCGUUUGAUUUUCUGAAUAUGAGCCGUGCCAACGAACCUACUGCGGUUACUUUGCUGGGCACUGGAAAGGUGGAGUUUGUGACAGUGCAGUCAUCAGCGCCUCCUAUAAGAAUAUCGUCUCAGAAUGUGUUGGUGCGAGGGACUCCCUCUGGAGAACGCGAUUUCAAAACAAUUAACCCACGACCACUGCGCGAGAAAAUAUCGACCAUCAUUCAGUCAUUGAGGGAUAAUGCGCAGAUACCAUACUUUAAAAUGAACGGGUUGCCGGAAGAAGAUAAGAAAUGCUUGUCCAGCCGUGAAAGCAGAGAGCAGGCUCUAUUCCUGGGCCGUGUCAAGCCUAAACUGAAAGCUGCCGAUGUUUUGGCUUAUUUGAGUGUCAGUCAAGCCCGCUGUCGGGAGGGCUAUCUCUUUGAUUGCGAGAAGAAUAUACGGAUUGUUUCGGAUGAUCCAGACUUGCAAGAGUUUUGGAACUGGGUUCGACAUUCUCGGGAGGAGUCGGCGAAUGGGUCGACGAUCGUUAAUCGGAUUGAUAUGAGCUAUCUUGGUAUAUGUGAUGUGUGGUUCAAUGAGAUUGGCGCCUCUUCGAAAGAACUCAGACAGCAUUCCUCUAUAAACGCCGUCGACCUGGCCCCAGAUCAAAUGAUUAAAGAUAUGGUUCAACAACUCAAAAUUCCAGAAGGAAAAGGAUGCGAGACAGAUUUUUGGGAACAUCGCCAAUUGUGUCUCCAUAUUUGCGGCGCUAUCGAAUCUGAAAAAGAACUCGAGCAAAUCGUUGAUGAUCUAGUCAAGAAAAGACAGCACACAAAAGCAGCAGCGUUGGCCAUCUUCCAGAAUGAGGCUAAGGUAGCUUUCCAUGCUCUUCGCCGAAAUGAGCCUACCCAAGCACACAAGCUUCUUGCCAUGGCUAUUGUGGGUGCAGCAAAGGGUCAACAGAGCGACAAGGACUGGGAAGAGACCUGUAACGAGAUUGCGACGGAACUGACCGACCCGUACGCUAGAGCAGUUCUCGCUCUAGUUAGCAAGGGAAAAUGGGAGUCAGUUCUAGCAGAGACGACUCUUCCACUGAAAUACCGUGUAGAGGUUGCUCUGCGCUGGCUACCGGACGACGAUCUGACGACAUACCUUCAGGAGACAAAGGAAGAAGUGAUUCGCCAGGGGGAUAUUGAAGGUAUCUUGCUAACCGGUCUGCGACAUUCAGCACUCGAUUUAUUUCAAUCUUAUAUUCGCAAAUUCAAUGACGUGCAAACUGCCGUGCUGGCAAUGAGUCACACCACACCACGAUUCAUCGACGACGAGACCAGCAAGGCGAUAUUUAGAGCGUGGCGUGAAACAUAUCGCCGACAGAUCAAUUCAUGGAAAAUGCAAAUUGAACGAACUCGCUUUGACGUUGGCUCCAGACGAUGCGCCGUGACCUGGGACGGUCGGCGACUGAUUGCGCCGGCACCUCAACAAGUCAGUCUAACCUGCAACUAUUGCACACGACCUCUACAUCAAACAGAAUCAAUCUCUUCGACUAUAUCCGGCGGACUAUCCACAUCGACAUCCACCGCCGGAACAGCCUCUGCUGCGAGUGAUCUGUUACAAGGCGGGGGUACUACUACUCCCAAUCCUGCCGCUGCCAUAUUAGCCAACAAUCAAUCCUCAUAUCUCGGUGCACAGGGGCCGAUAUUAAUGUCUGGCACCGUCUGUCCCAAAUGUUUCCGUCACAUGCCUCGUUGCGGCGUCUGCUCACUCUGGCUCGGUUCUCCAGACCCCAUGUCCCGCGCAGCAAUUGCAGCAGACGCCAAACGAGAAGAAGAGGAGAAACUAAACAUUGAAGAAGUGGAAGGUAACCUUCAGGUUAACAGCAAUGCUCCUGGUACCAAAAAACGAAACGGGCGGUCUGAAGAUGAUAUUACUCGUCGAUUUGUGGUGUUUUGCAUCAAUUGUAAUCAUGGAUUUCAUGCAAAUCAUGCCAAGGCAUGGUUUGCGAAGCAUAGGGUAUGUCCCGUUGCGGAGUGCAGUUGUGUUUGUGAUCGAUAGAUUUGGUUUUCUUUGGAUGUGGUAUGUGAUGAUGAUCGUUGUAUAUGCAUGUGUUACGUUUUGUACGAGUAUUAUACCCUUUCUAGUUUAUCUAUGAAUAUAUUGCAUAUCUAGUAACUUUU
Talaromyces stipitatus ATCC 10500 is the source of this 3182-nucleotide messenger RNA. RefSeq lists its product as uncharacterized. Gene Ontology annotation, biological process: positive regulation of TORC1 signaling. The transcript has 4 exons. NCBI's taxonomy places the organism in Eukaryota, Fungi, Ascomycota, Eurotiomycetes, Eurotiales, Trichocomaceae. The record is from RefSeq and is a predicted model, not a curated record. Gene Ontology annotation, molecular function: protein binding. Gene Ontology annotation, cellular component: cytoplasm. Bases 1 to 3060 code for a protein of 1019 amino acids.